Molecule: messenger RNA, 788 nt
Organism: Zymoseptoria tritici IPO323
Lineage: Eukaryota; Fungi; Ascomycota; Dothideomycetes; Mycosphaerellales; Mycosphaerellaceae
Exons: 2
Biological process (GO): mitochondrial citrate transmembrane transport
Source: RefSeq, a predicted model, not a curated record
CUCCAACCCGACGUUUUCCUACAUCUACGAGAAUGGCUGACACAAAGACUACUACUGUGCUUCCAAAGCUACCUCUCCCCCUUCCACAAGUCAAGAAAUCGCAAAACAUCACGCCUUUACAAUCACUCCUUGCUGGCAGUAUAGCGGGAGGCGUGGAGGCCUCAAUAACAUAUCCGUUUGAAUUUGCCAAAACACGAGCUCAACUCAAAGUCCCUUCCAACCUCCCCACAGCCAGUCCGUUCCGUCUACUCCAACAAACGGUAUCCAGCGAAGGACUCGCCGGACUGUACACUGGAUGUGGCGCUCUUGUGGUCGGCACCGCCUUGAAGGCUGGAGUACGCUUUACAACCUUUGACGCAAUCCGAAAUGCACUCGCCGAUGAACAAGGACGUCUAUCAUCCGCCCGGGGAGUCUUCGCUGGUAUGCUCGCCGGAGCCACUGAGAGCGUCAUCGCAGUCACACCGACGGAGAGGAUCAAGACUGCAUUGAUCGACGAUGCAAAGGGUGCAAAACGGUUCCGGUCAACGAUGCAUGGCAUCUCGAUCCUGAUCCAGGAGCAGGGCCUUGCCGGAAUCUAUCGAGGUCUGGUCUCCACUACAGCGAAGCAAGCCGGUACCUCUGCCGUCAGGAUGGGAGCAUACAAUGCAAUGAGAUCCCAAUACCAAACCCGGUAUGGCACGCCGCCCGUUCGAGUGUACGAGACCUUCGCCAUGGGCGCCAUCGCAGGCGUGGCGACGGUAUAUGCAACGCAACCGCUAGACACGAUCAAGACGCGGUCUCAGAGUGCC